AUGAAAUAACCUCUUUUGGAUGAUUAGAAUUCAAUGGAAUUUAGCAUUAGAGCAAGUACAAAUAAUAAAUCUUCAAUUUUGUAUGAUAUUCCGGCAAUCGCUUAAAUUUAACUUUUUGAUGUUAGUUAGGAUUUUGAUUCACUAUUUGAUAAAUGCCGCUGUUAGUAAAUAUUCUCUAAGCAAAUUAAAAUGUUCAAGGCAGAACCAAAAAGGAUGUUUUACUCUAGAAUAUUAAAUGCAAUUCCUGUUUUUUAUCCAGAAUCAAGCAGCUUAUUGAUUUGGCAAUUAAUUGUAGUAAUCAUAAUAUUCACGUACCUAUUUUACAUUCCUUUUAAAAUAGCUUUUACCGAUCAGAAGGAUGGUCUCAAUCCGAAUGACAUUUUUGGUGUGAAAUCCUAUUUGAUUUUUUCUAUCAUAAUGCUAGGGGUUGACCUUUUGGUAAGCUUUAAUACAGGUAUAAAAAAACAAGGAGAUGUGAUAUUGGAUCGUAGAGAGAUUGCUUAAAAAUAUGUGGUUUGGGAAUUCGAAUUAGAUUUGGUUGGAGUAAUAUCACUCAUGUUGUCAUUGAUACUCUAAAACGAUUAUAUUAGGAUUCUAUUCUAUUUGAGAUCUUAUUACGUCAUAAGAUUCAGUGAGAAGAUUGAUCAUUCCUUACAAUUGAGAAGCAAUUGGAAGGCAGCUUACACAGUAUUGAAAUUGAUAAUCGUUGUUUUGUUUGUCAAUCAUCUGAUGGCUUGUUUCUUCUUUGGAGUGUCUUACGAUGAAUAUCAGAGAGAUGAAGAAGGAAUUUUGAAUAUCCCAACCUGGAUUGAAUACAACGGAUACCUUGAGAAUGACUAAACCAUUCAGUCCUUAUCAUAUUGGUCAAGGUAUGUAAUUUCCUUUUAUUGGGCAACCACAACUGUUUCCACGGUUGGAUAUGGAGAUAUUACACCUAAGAACAGCUACGAAAUUGGGAUCACUCUCAUUACUAUGAUUAUUGCUGGAAUGGUUUUUGCAUUCAAUGUAGCCUCAAUUCGAGAAGUUAUCGUUGAUCUGAAUUCCCAGGAAAUCAGAUACAAUAGUUAUGAAGCAGUUAUCAAUCGUUAUAUGAAGAUCAAAAACAUUUCAGUGUAAACUCAAGCUAGAAUUAUAGAUUAUUAUCAAUAUAUAUGGUAAGAUGAGAAGAACAGGAACAGACCCAUUGAACAAUUCCUCAUCUCUCGACUGGCUCCUGAGUUAAGAUAACAAUUGUAAUAUGAGACUCAUAUCAAUUUUGUUAAAUGCUAAAUAUUCUUGAAUCUUGAUUUCUCUGAAAUGUUCAUUCGUUCCCUUGUUUAAUAUAUGCAAGAGGAGAGUUAUGGACCCGGAGAAAAUAUUCACUUUAAUCUCCUACAUCCUCAUCUGAUGUUUCUAUAGAAUGGAGAAAUUUUGAUUUAUGUGGAUACUGCUCAUACUUUUAUUAAUAUUAAGACUAAAAUUGACUUAGUGAAAUCUGGAUAAUGUCUCGGCCAAUUAUCUUUUUUUACAGAAUAAAGAUUUCCUUACAAAGCAGAAACCUUAUCCUGUUGUAAUAUGUAUAAAUUAUCAAAAACUGAUUUCUUGAAUGAAAUUAUCAAUUUCCCCAAAGAUUUUGAAAUUUAUCAUUCUCUUAUUUCCUAAUAAUACAAGGAUCAAUAAAAACUUUUUAAUCAAUUAGAUUUAAAAUGCUUCACCUGUCAAUCUGACAACCAUUUAGCAGAUUAAUGUGAACUCACUCAUUAUUAUCCAAAAUAUAUAUUGGCUCACAUCAAAGUCAAGGAUGAUUAAUAGAAAAGAGAUAAUUUUUAAAGGAAAAAACGCUAAUAAUAAAAUUCAGUUUUCAUCUCUAAAAAAGUUUAACUCUCUAUUUUUGAAUAUAAUGUUAGGAUAAGAUAGUUAAAGCGAAUUUUUAUGAAAUAAUUAAUCUAAUUUGAAAUGAUAGAGGAAAUAGAAGAAGAAGAAAACUAAGAAUAAUAUUAUGAUGAUAUUGGUGAAAUUAAAAGUAUGAUCAGCUUAAUCAUGAAUAAUAUUGGUAUCAAAUAAUAGUAACCUUUCAAACCACAUAAUGUGUUCAUUCCAUAAAAACCUAAAUUUGAUCCUUAUGAAACUUCAUUUGAUAUAGAUUUAGUUAAGAAUUACGAACACUUUUAUCCUAAAUACAAUCUAGAUAAUAUUAUCAACAGGUUGUUCUGA
Molecule: messenger RNA, 2193 nt
Organism: Paramecium tetraurelia
Lineage: Eukaryota; Ciliophora; Oligohymenophorea; Peniculida; Parameciidae
Exons: 7
Biological process (GO): transmembrane transport; monoatomic ion transport
Cellular component (GO): membrane
Molecular function (GO): monoatomic ion channel activity
Source: RefSeq, a predicted model, not a curated record